Alosa sapidissima (American shad) is the source of this 5799-nucleotide messenger RNA. RefSeq names its product zinc finger protein 687b-like. The coding region runs from base 209 to 4621 and encodes 1470 amino acids. Lineage: Eukaryota; Metazoa; Chordata; Actinopteri; Clupeiformes; Clupeidae. The transcript has 11 exons. The record is from RefSeq and is a predicted model, not a curated record.
AAGAAUGUCCUGCAAAAGUUUGUCCAGCAUAUUCAUGCUAACUGUCUUAGCGAUUACUGUUAGCUGGGCGCUCUGCAUUGGCUCGACGUUAGUUAGCUAUCAUAAGCCAAGUCGGCUAGCCUGCCAUCGCAGCUACUUCGGCGGGCGCUUCUGUCAGCUAUCAAGAGCACAACCAUUUCCCUAAACUAUACCAAUCUGUGAUACGGGGAUGGGGGAUAUGAAAACCCCAGAUUUCGAUGACUUGCUGGCAGCGUUCGAUAUCCCAGACAUUGAUGCCAAAGAAGCCAUACAGUCUGUGCCCGAGGACUCGGAAGGCCAUCACAGCAGCACUGGGGGUGCGGUGGGGAAGAUAGGGGGUGGAGGCGGUAGUGGUCUACCUCUUCGACCCCCCAGCCCACCCGAGCCCCAUCAGACCCCCCACGCCACCGCCCUGUCAUCUCAAAGCGGUGAGCCACCAGGGGUCAGUGUCAUUGUAAAGAACAGGGUACGAACGGAUGCGUUUGGCGAGGGAGAGUGCGACUCGGGUCGAGACGGCCCUGGUGGAGCCGGGGCGCAGGGAGGGGCGGUCGGAGCGCUCCCUGCUCCCCGUCUCGGCCUCAGGAUGCAGGGAAUGGGCUGCGGCGAGCCCCUGAUCCAUAACGGCUUCGAGGAGUGUGCGGCGGAGGCCAGUGAGCUCCCGCUGAGCCCCACUCAGACUCAGAGUCACUCCAACGGCCAGCUGUGGUCACCUGCCUCCCCAAAAGCAGCCGCCGAGGGCGCGUCAGCCACCAGUGCUGGCGGCUUUGGCAGAGCGAAGCCACUGGGGGCACAGGGUCCCAAUGACACCAUGCCGAAGGCUCGGAAGCCCAGCGUGACUCAGCCUCAGGAAGAGGAAACACACGCUGGUGAUGUCGCAGACCGAUCCGCUGCCGUCUCGGCUUCCAGCGACGCCCCGUCCCCCCGUGUGUCCACCUCGCCUGUGGGGCGGGCGUCGACAUUCUUCUCCCCGCCCGCACCUCCCCCACUCUCCAGCUCCACUGCUCCCCCUUCUCCUCCGUCUAACUCCUCUUCUCUCUUUGAAGGUCCACUUCUCCCCUCAUCGCCCCUUCCCUCUGGCUCUCAGCUGCGGAGCGAAGUCCCUGGGCCCGCUUUGCAGCGUGCGGCAUCCGAGGACGAGGAGUCGGAGCCGGACCUCGGCAGUUCUCCCUUGGUGAUCCAGGAGAGCCCGGACCUGCUCAUGUGCUCCCCUCCGAAGUUCCCCCGUCGCAAGCGCUCCUCGUCAUCGGGCAUGUUUAGCGCUCCCUCCCCGACUGCCUCGCCCACCAAUCUCCCCACCCCCCCCGCCACAGCUGCCGCGCCUCCCCUGGCCGACUGCAGCCCUCGCCAGCGGCCUCCCUCCCCCAAACGCACCCCCGCGGAGCAGCGCAACCCGGAGCACGUCAUCGAGGAGCGGGACUCGCCGGAGAGCCCCGAGCCCGAGCCGCCGGCCUCGUCCCAGGGGAAGCGUGCCACCACGCUCCCCACCCUCACUCAGAGAGGCCCCAGCACAGACCAGACGUCGGCCCCACCACCUGCAGCUCACGGGGCCACCUGGAACAAGGCGGAAGAGGAGGAAGAGGAGGAAGAAGAAGAUGAUGAUGAUGAGGAUGAGGAGGAGGAGGAGACGAUGAUGACGAGAGAGGAGCAGUCCAUGGAGACCGGAGGGAGCAGCACAGGGGAGCGAGUGGAGGAUGGGGAGGAGCAGAUGGAGGUGGGCGAGCAGGACGGCAGCCCUGGCCCUGCCGCGGUCAACACCGACGGCUCCCCCUCUCCCUCCAUGAUGAAGGUCAGGAUCAGAACGGUCAAGACCCCUACGGGCAGCAUCACAAGGACUGUGACCAGAGUGGCCCCGAACGGGGUGGCUGCCACCGGCACCACCAAGGACGCCAGCACUAAAGCUUCUCUGGGAGGCCAGAAGGUGAUCCGGCCCAAAAGACCCGGCGCGCCACUUCCUGGGCAGAACCAGAGGUCAAAGGGCGCGACGGUCCUGCCUGUGUCCACCUUGCAGGAUGCCAGCACCGCCAUGCUCUUGGCAGCCAGCAAGGCUCAGAACAAGAUGGCCGCCGCCAGCGGCUCCUCCAAGCUGUCCGCCACGGCCGUGAGCAUCACCAAAGCCACCACGCUCCCCUCGGUGUCCUCGUCCCCAGCCACGUCAUCUGUGGGCGCGAGCGCCAGAUCCGCCGCCCAGAAGCCGGUCAACGGCAGCAUCCUGGCCUCCACGGUGGCCACGCUCACCACCGGCAGCGGCGGCAAUAAGCCGGCGUCCAUCGUGAACAGCGGCGGCGCCGUCAUCUCGCGCUCCCAGUCCAGCCUAGUGGAGGCCUUCAACAAGAUCCUCAACAGCAAGAACCUGCUGCCCAGCUACAAGCCGGACCUGAGCACGCCGCCGCCGGCCGAGUGGGCACUGCCCAUGCCCGCCGCCGGCUACCGCUGCCUGGAGUGCGGCGACUCGUUUGCGCUGGAGCGCAGCCUGGCGCGCCACUACGACCGGCGCUCGCUGCGCAUCGAGGUGACGUGCAACCACUGCGCCAAGCGCCUGGCCUUCUUCAACAAGUGCAGUCUGCUGCUCCACGCGCGCGAACACAAGGAGCGUGGCCUGGUCAUGCAGUGCUCGCACCUCGUCAUGCGGCCGGUCAGCGUGGAGCAGAUGAUCGGACAGCAGGACACCACACCCAUAGGUGUGCUCUCCACCCCUGUGUCCUCGUCCGCCUGCGCCCCCGGGGCCUCUAGCCCAGGUAAGGAGGAGAGCGCCAGCCUCGCUGGCCCCCAGGUGCUGCUGCCCCUGCCCUGCAAGAAGGCCGAGCCCCUGCAGUACACUAACAACAGGUGUCCAGAGUGCAAGAGCCAGUUCAGCGGGAAAGCGGAGAUGGUGGCUCACUUCCAGGAGGUCAAAGCUUCCGCUAACACUGCCUGUACCCAGUGCACCCCUCCGAUGCUGCUGCCCAACCCCUGCAGCUGGUCAGCCCACCAGCGCAUCCAUCGCCACCGUUCACCACACGUGUGUCCCGAGUGUGGGGGCGUCGCACGCCAGGCCAGCUUCCACACACACCUGCAGGAGGCCUGCCUGCACUUCACACGCCGCAUCGGCUACAGAUGUUUUAGUUGUCAGGUGGUGUUUGGUGGCCUGAACUCGGUCAAGUCCCACAUCCAGUCUUCACACUGUGAGGUGUUCCACAAAUGCCCCUCUUGCCCCAUGGCCUUCAAAUCUGCCCCCAGCGCACAGAGCCACAUCUCCUCCCAACACCCAACGCUCACCAGUGUCCAGGCCAAGAUGAUCUACAAGUGCGUGAUGUGUGAGACUGUUUUUACCCAGAAGGCCUUGCUCUACGUGCAUUUUGACACUCACCUGGCCAAUCAGAAGGUGCACGUGUUCAAGUGUCCUGACUGCCCCAAGCUCUACGCCCAGAGGGCGUCCAUGAUGGAGCACAUGAAGACGGCACACAGAGGCUCUGCGGUCAAGCAGGAAGUGUCCGUCGCCGCGGCGUCUUCUCCCAUCCCCGCUGUCGCCGCCUCCUCCUCCUCCUCCUCCUCCUCGCCGGCGCUGGUCAAGGGCAAGGCUCUGCUGAAGAUGGAGAGCUCGGACGGAGAGGAGUGGGGUCGAGAGCACGAGGAGGACGCCGAGGAGGAGGGCGGCAAGCCGGGAGGAAGAGCCAACGGGGGCGGACCGGUCACUCCCACCUGGAGCUGUACACAGUGCCAGACCCGCUACACUGACAAGGAGAACUACAUUACCCAUAUGGCCGAGCUGCAUGACAAGGUCCUGAAGAAGUUCCCAUGUGAUCUGUGUGAAGGCUCCUUCUCCUCCUCCUCCAGCCUGAGGAGGCACAUCCGCCUCAAACACAAAGACAACAGACGUCUCUUCCUCUGCCAGUUGUGUGUGGACAGUAAGCGCUCCUUCAGCAGCCGUCUCAGUCUGGAGAGACACAUGCAGACCCAGCAUGCACCUGGAGCCCCGUUGCCAGGGAGACCAGUGGACCGACCGAAACGAGGCUCUGUCUUCUCUGAAGCAGCGGACAGCUCCUCCGAACUGGACGCCACUGUGAGUUCUCUGGGCGGGGCGUCGGCGGAAGAGGACUCCCGAUUGGCUGGGCCUCCAGGAGGCGUGUCUCGAGGCAGAGGAGGAGUGGUCAAGCAGGAGGAGACGACAGGCUUCCGCUGCAUGCCCUGCGGCUUCGCCACCGAGGACCAGGCCGAGUUCCUGGCCCACAUCCCGAGUCAUCGUGGCGGAGACGGAGCUCUGCAGUGCCAGCAGUGCGGCGCGUGUUUCGCCUCUGGACCGUCCCUCAGCCGCCAUCGCUUCAUCAGCCACCGCGUGCGUGACGCGGUGCCCGAGCACCACCACCACCACCACCACGCCGCCACUGCUGCCGCCGCCGACACAGACGGCCUGGCCGACGGAGAGCUCGGUGUGGACGCGCUGGGGUCCGGCGCAGGCUCCCCGGGGUCGUUGUCGCCGUCGCAGCAGCAGGGCGACGAGGAGAAGGGGCCGUGCGCGUGCAGGGUGUGCGGCCGGCGCUUCAACAAGGCCUCUGACCUCAACACACACUUCCGCACGCACGGCAUGGCCUUCAUCACCGCUCACAAGACCGACAAGCCUGUCUGAGAGCCACAGAGAGACGCUCAAUGCCGCCAGAGAAAAACAGUGACCAGCGGCCAGAGCCUUGUGCCCAUUAGUUUUCCAUCACCCAGGAGCCUCUGAGAUAACCAUGAAAUCAAAGACUCGUUCACCUUGACAAGGGAGCUUAGCCCAGUUUGCAGGUCCUGAUUGAUUAAGAUGGUUCUCGGAAUCACUCACCCCCUUGGUCUGUUACCAGAUUAACUGGUUUUGUUUAUUUUGUUGCUGUUGUACAUUUUUGCAAUUCAGCCAUUACCUUCUGUCUGAACUAAAGGUUCCCACAGAAAAAGCUUGUACCUGGACCAGAGAGGAGGGGAUGGGGAGCCAUGAUUGAGAUGGAGAGGGAGAAGGACCCCUAGAGCUGCCCCCUCUGUUGCCUGUUCUUUAAAGCGCUUUCAUUAAGGCACCAGACAAUCACAGUCUGCAGGAAGUAAUCAGAGCAUUGUAUUGUAUGCAUACUUAGUUUAAGCAAUCAAUUUAUUUGUCAUGAUCCUUGUAGAAUGUUUGGUGACCGCAAGCUUGAGACACUGGUUGUAAUUCACCAUGGUCUCUUGCCACUUAAGGAAUUUCUUCUUAAAUUGGCUGAUCCACAGAAGUGCCCUUGACUGGGAAUUUUGAGAAUGUAGUUCUAUAAGUGUGUGUGUGUGUGUGUGUGUGUGUGUGUGUGUGUGUGUGUGUGUGUGCACAUGCCUGUGCUUGCGUGUUUGCAAAGAGAGCAUCUGUCUGUCAUAAGUUCACGUUUUUUCAAACUGAGUGUCUCACCUUUAAAGUGAAUCCCAUUCCUGAUACAUUUUUUUAGCAUGUAUGUAUAUCUGCUGUGUGUGUGUGUGUGUGUGUGUGUGUGUAAGGGAGGGAGGGAGAGAGAAGGUGGUAAGGUGUUAAUUUUGCUUGCUUAACAGAAAAAACUGUUUAUGAAGACAACAAUGAGAUCACUGUAAAUGCUUAGAUUCUUUUCUUCAUAUUUUAUUCUCUAGUCUGUGAAAUCCGGUAUAUGAGAAAUUUUAUAUGUUGGUUGUGUGUGCGUGUGUAUGUGUACAAUGGCACCAGCAACAGUUCUCUCCAGAUCCCUCUCCUGUCCUCCUCUGUUUGUGAAACUUUAGUUGCUUUCUAAUAUAAAAUAUGAAAUAAUUGAGUAAUUGUUCUUAAAUAAAAUAUUCAGGCUCUUA